Molecule: messenger RNA, 1383 nt
Organism: Sphaeroforma arctica JP610
Lineage: Eukaryota; Ichthyosporea; Ichthyophonida
Exons: 10
Coding region: 1-1374 (457 amino acids)
Source: RefSeq, a predicted model, not a curated record
AUGGAGCAACAGGCUAAUCUGCUAAUGGCGAAUAACUACACAGCCUUUCUGGGUGCCAAUGGCACGUACAUCGAGAACGCAGAGGGCGUUCCUCUGUUCAAAGACGCACAGGGAACUGUGGUGACUGUGUGGGGAGAGAUAAUGCCUCAGGGAUCUCAUGCAUAUGAUAGUAGUGGCAGCCAAGUACCCGCCAUUGAUGCCAACGGACUGCCUAUGGUGGACUCAAAGGGACAAUCCGUUUACACCGAUGUCUACGGAACCCCAAUACUAUCAGAUUUGGAGUUGGCUGCCGUGCUGAUGAUUGCGAAUGGCUACACACCUUUCUUCGAUGGCAAUGGCACGUACAUCAGGAACGCAGAAGGCACACGGCUGUUCAGAGACGCAGAGGGUGCUGUGGUGACUAUCCAGGGAGAGGCGAUGCCGGCAGGAUCGCCCGCAUAUGACAGUACAGGCAACCAAAUACCCGCCUUUGACGCCAACGGACUGCCUAUGGUGGACUCAAAGGGACAACCCGUUUACGCCGAUGUCUACGGAACCCCGAUUUUGUCAGAGACGGAAUUAUUGGCCGUGUUGAUGGUUGCUAAUGGCUACACACCUUUCCUCGAUGGCAAUGGCACGUACGUCAAGAACGCAGAAGGCACUCCUCUGUUCAGAGACGCACAGGGUGCUGUGGUGACUAUUGCUGGAGAGUCUGUACCUGCAGGAUCGCCCGCAUACGACAACGUGGGCAAACAAAUACCAGCCAUCGAUGCCAACGGACAGCCUAUGGUCGACUCUAGUGGAAUCCCAGUCUAUACCGAUGUCUAUGGAACACCAAUUUUAUCGGAGAUGGAAUCAGCCGCCAUGCAGAUGAUUGCGAAUGGUUACACACCUUUCUUCGAUGGCAAUGGCACGUACAUCAAGAACGCAGAAGGCAUUCCUCUGUUCAGAGACGCACAGGGUGCUAUAGCCACUGUGUGGGGUGAGGUGGUGCCUGCAGGAUCGCCCGCAUACGACACUGUAGGCAAUCAAGUACCCGCCUUUGAUGCCAACGGACAGCCUAUGGUGGAAACAAAGGGUCAGCCCGUUUACGCUGAUGUCUACGGAACCCCAAUUCUAUCGGAGAUGGAAUCAGCAGCCAUGCAGAUGAUUGCGAAUGGCUACACACCUGUCUUCGAUGACAAUGGCACGUACAUCAAGAACGCAGAAGGCAUUCCUCUAUUCAGAGACGCACAGGGUGCUGUAGCUACUGUGUGGGGAGAGAUGGUGCCUUCAGGGUCACCCGCAUACGACACUGUAGGCAAUCAAGUACCCGCCUUCGACGCCAACGGCCAGCCUAUGGUCGAUUCUAACGGAAUACCAGUCUAUGCCGAUGUAUACGGAACACAAAUGUAAGCAAACAGU